Phaeoacremonium minimum UCRPA7 is the source of this 1401-nucleotide messenger RNA. Its product is annotated as putative dna-directed rna polymerase iii protein. The transcript has 2 exons. Lineage: Eukaryota; Fungi; Ascomycota; Sordariomycetes; Togniniales; Togniniaceae. Bases 1 to 1401 code for a protein of 466 amino acids. Gene Ontology annotation, molecular function: DNA binding. Gene Ontology annotation, biological process: transcription by RNA polymerase III. The record is from RefSeq and is a predicted model, not a curated record. Gene Ontology annotation, cellular component: RNA polymerase III complex.
AUGCGAGGAUCAAAGCUCGUGCCAAUCGGGCGCGAGGUCGCAGGGCCCGUGGCGGAAGAGGUGGCACAUUCCCAGAUCGCAUUAUUCGAGGCGGAACGGGAAUUGGCGCAUUCUCCUCCGAGAGAGGUCUUGGUGGACUAUGGAGGCUCCAAGCCCAAAGUGUUUGCUGGUGGCUCAGGAGGCGGCUCAGGCAGCGGCGCAGGAGGCGGUCGGGGACGAGGAGUCAAGUCUGAGAAGGGCCAGGAUCUGUUCUACAGCAGUAACAGUCGCAACUCGGGACCCCGUGUCAAUGCCGACGACCUCGCUCCGACCAUUGACCUGACUGACGUGAAAGAUGAAGAGGAAGUUGGACGCAAGCGGGCUGUCAUGCCCAUGGGCAUGGUUCGACAUGAACAUAAAGAUCCUGAGGUGGUUGUGGCGACAUCAGCAGAGUUGGAGGCUGCAGAGCAAGCGAUGUCUGGUGAAACUAGCAGCUCGGAAGAUUUGAUUAUGACUGAUGCGACGGACUAUAAGAUCGUCGACGAUGAAAAGGUCUGGCCUGGCGCCCCACAAAAGCGACGUAUUAAGGUCGAAGACGAAAAUGGCGAGCAGAUUGAGAUAACCGAAAUCGAUGAGCUCGCUGCCCGAAGAUCUGCCGUGAAGCCGCCAUCCUCACCAGAGCAGAAGAAGAAGGUAGCCAUCCUCGAAAACACCGAAAUCAAACCACCUAGACCGCGACGCGCUGCACCCAAAGACCCCGAAGACGAGGAAGCCGAGGACGAUCUCUCAUACAUCCUUCGCCUAUUCGGCAUCACACAACCCGAGGGCGUUGACAUGUCAGAUAUACCUGUUGAAGAACGCGUGCCUCCUGUCUCUCAGGCUGGCAAUAUGUACCUUUUCCAACUUCCGCCAGUUCUCCCCCCUCUCGCCGCUCAUUCUGAACCCAAAUCUACAAACCCCGUUAAGGACGAGCCCAACGAUGAUGUGGUCAUGCUUGAUGCCCCUGUUAAGGGAAGCGGCGGUACAGUCGACCUCACUUCUGAAGAUCAGACUGCAAUCAAAAUAGAGGAUAGUAUCGAACCAGAGACAGCUAGCAAAGGCAAGAUCCCCUCGGAUGCUGAGCUAUACGGAAAGGGAGGCUUCGUCGGCAAACUCAACGUCCGCAAAUCAGGCAAGAUAGAGCUUGUCUGGGGUGGCAAGACGCUUGAGGUAUCACCAGGCAACCCAGUCUCUUUCCAAACCUCAGCCAUCAUCACCGAGAAGGACGAUACGAAACCGCAACCGGGUGAGAAGGCUGGGCACAGCUAUGGCAUGGGAGAUAUCAAGGGCAAGUUUGUGGUCGCGCCAGUUUGGGCUGAGGAGGAAGAAUGGAUUGUCGAUGCUUCAGAGCUUCCCCCGAAUGGUAUCGAUGCAGCUUCAUGA